UUGAUGCAAACAAAUUGAUGAAAAGAAAACAAAUUGUCUUGUUGACUCAACAAUUGUACAAUCGAUUCUAAGUCUAAUUUAUUUUUUGUUCUUUUAUUAUUUUAAUUUGUUUUGAUCUCUAUUGUGAACAUGUCAGAAUUAGCUGAUUCUCUGGAAAGUAAAUGUGUUCUACCAACGAAAGAAAAUGAACCGGUGAGUGAAAAGGAAGAAGACGAAAAUGAUGUCGUUACUCCUUGGAAUGUUACAUCUAAUUCUGCUACUGGAAUUGAUUAUGAUAAAUUAAUUGUUCGAUUUGGUUCAAGUAGAAUUGAUGAUGCCUUGAUUGAGAGAAUGGGUAAGAUAACUGGUGGUAAUAUUCAUCAUUUAUUACGUCGGAAAAUUUUCUUCUCCCAUCGAGAUUUCCAUUCAAUUCUUGAACGCUACGAGAAGGGUAAACCCUUUUUCCUCUAUACUGGUCGAGGUCCAUCUUCAAAGGCUCUUCAUUUAGGCCAUUUAAUACCCUUUCUAUUUACUAAAUGGUUACAAGAUACUUUCAAUGUUCCUUUGGUGAUACAAUUAACCGAUGAUGAGAAAUCCUAUUGGAAAGAUAUUCCCGUUGAAGAUGCAAUUGAACUUGCUCGGGAAAAUGCCAAAGAUAUAAUCGCCUGCGGGUUUGAUGUUAAAAAAACAUUCAUCUUUAAUAAUCUAACAUUUAUAGGAUCUUGUGGUCCAGCUUUCUACCAAAAUAUUGUCAAGAUCAAUAAACUAGUGAAUAACAAUCAAGUGAGAAAAAUAUUUGGAAUCGAUGACGCUGAUUGUAUUGGAAAAACUGGUUUCCCGUCAAUUCAAGCAGCUCCGUCGUUCUCAUCAUCAUUUCCGUUUAUCUUUGAUGGCAAGAAAGACAUUCCUUGUCUAAUUCCUUGUGCUAUUGAUCAAGAUCCCUACUUUAGGCUAACCCGUGAUGUUGCCCCGAGGCUUGGGUUUCCCAAACCCGCUCUGCUUCAUUCAUCUUUUCCUGCCCUCCAAGGGGCUCAAAGUAAGAUGAGCGCCUCCGAUGCAAAUAGUUCAAUAUUUGUCACCGAUACAGCGAAUCAAAUUAAGAAUAAGAUUAAUCGUUACGCUUUUUCGGGCGGUGGACAAACUAUCGAGGAACAUCAAGCCAAUGGUGGUAAUUGUGAUGUAGAUAUUUCUUAUCAAUAUCUUAAAUUUUUCCUCGAAGAUGAUGAUAAACUUGAACAGAUUCGUAAAGAUUAUACGGCGGGAACUUUACUCACGGGAUUUUUAAAGAAAGAAUUGAUUACAAUUCUUCAGAAAUUAGUGGCUGAUCACCAAGAGAGACGGAAACAAGUAACUGAUGAAAUACUUGACGAAUUUAUGAGACCAAGGAAAUUAAAUCUCUAAAUUUCUCUCUCUUUCUGUGAUUUAAUUAAAAUGUCUUUUUAAAUGUGGUUGUAAAAGGGCUGCAAAAGAAAUAAAAAUGUUAAUUGGUUAUUUGA
Molecule: messenger RNA, 1475 nt
Organism: Panonychus citri (citrus red mite)
Lineage: Eukaryota; Metazoa; Arthropoda; Arachnida; Trombidiformes; Tetranychidae
Gene: TrpRS
Product: tryptophan--tRNA ligase, cytoplasmic-like
Biological process (GO): tryptophanyl-tRNA aminoacylation
Cellular component (GO): cytoplasm
Molecular function (GO): tryptophan-tRNA ligase activity; ATP binding
Source: RefSeq, a predicted model, not a curated record